AUGGAGGGGGAGGCGGCGGGGGCCGGAGCCGAGGGGCCCUUCUGCCUGCAGCAAGUUACCAUUACAGAAGACUCAGAAGAUGAUUAUCAGUAUGAAGAGGUUCCAGCAGAUGAUGAUUUUAGUCUCCUAGAAGGUGAUGAAGAUCUGGUAAAGGCUUUGCAGACAGUACAGGAGCAGGCUGAAGAUGCACAAAUUAUAGCUCAGCGAUCUGUUCUGACUUCUAAGCAUUCAGUGUCUGAAAUACCUGAAGUUGUGGAUGACUUUCUUUGCAAUUUUCUGGUCAGAAUGGGGAUGGUCAGAACCCUUGACUGCUUCCAAACUGAAUGGUAUGAACUGAUGCAGAAAGGUGCAAUUGAACGUAAAGAUAUUGGAUUUGUCCCAGAUAUGUACACCUACAAUCAGCAUUUGGAGAUGGAGAACAGAAGAUUAAAGAAGGAAUUGGAAAACUAUAAACUGGCUGCCAGCAAAGCUAAGGAGGCUCUGCAAAAAAUACAGAAAGAACGUGAUUUCCAUCGAAUGCACCAUAAGCGAGUGGUCCAGGAAAAAAACAGGCUCAUUAGUGAUAUUAAAAGCCACCCUUUGACUUCCAGCAGCCUUGGCCACUACUUGUAGGGCGACCCCAACACACUCCUAAUGGAAAUUGCUGAUUUAACUCAGUCAUCCUUUAAAAUACAUUUGGCUUUUAUUGUUCAUAGGCUGAAGGCACAUUAUGCAUCAUAUGAGCCAAUGCUGAAGCAGUUGACUGAAAAAUACCAGACUAUAUUGAGACAGAAAAUGCUAACCAGCCUGGAGAGAGACAGAGCAGUUGGUCAGGUUACAGGUUUACAAGCUACGUUACAAAAUUUAGAAUCUGGGCGUGCCAGUGAGAUCCCUGUGACUAGAGCCGGUCAUAGGUGUGAAAGGGAGGAUGGAAGACAGGGUCCUACGCAGAAAGCUGUUCAAGAAAACAGGGAACAAAAAUAUCUGUAUGCUGGUGUUGCUCCAUAUGAUCCCGCCAACGAUCCAACAAAGCAGAUGGGCAAGAGGUAUUCAAAGGAUUCAGAAUUUCCCAUAGAUACUCAAGUGAACCCUUAUCUUGCUCGUGCCAAGGAAUGCACCCGGCCAUUGAAAUCUGGAGUAUACAGGCUGAGCAGCACUUUAAAAGUCCAUGAUCUAGCAGUCAGCUGUUUGGCUUUGCAUCCUCGGAAAGACAUUGUGGUAACUGCAAGUGAUGACCGCCUCUGGAAGAUGUGGGCCUUUCCUAAUGGGAACAUCAUUAUGACAGGCGAAGGCCACACUGAUUGGCUUUCUGGCUGCUGCUUCCAUCCAAGUGGCACCAAACUGGUCACUUCAAGUGGAGAUACAACAGUACGGAUAUGGGACUUCACAAAGGGUGAAUGUAUUCUGACUUUAGAAGGACACAGCCGUGCAGUCUGGGACUGCUCAUGGCACUCCUGUGGAGAUUUUGUGGCUUCUGCUUCCAUGGACAACACCAGCAAAAUAUGGGACAUUAACAGUGAGAGAUGCAGAUACACCAUGCGUGGACAUAAGGAUUCGGUCAAUAGUAUAGAGUUUCUUCCAUUCUCCAACACCAUUCUCACCAGCUCAGCAGACAAGACCCUGUCUCUCUGGGAUGCCAGAACAGGCCUCUGUGCUCAGACUUUCUAUGGUCACCUGCAUUCCUGUAAUCAUGCUACAUUCAACAUGAAGGGUGACACCAUUGUUUCCUGUGACUCCUACGGUGUGAUGAAGUUCUGGGAUGUUCGGAGGGUAACACCAAUGGUAUCUAUAGAUGCGGGCCCCCAUCCUGGCAAUCAGGUGGUCUUUGACCCAUCCGGUCACGUCGUGGCCCUGGCGAGCAACGACGGCACGGUGAAGACCCUGGCACUCAACUCGGGGCAGCUGUCCAGCUUGGUGGGCCACGAGGACGAGGUGCAGAGCGUUGUCUUUGAUCACAAGGCAGAGCACCUGCUUUCGGGGGGCUCGGAUGGAACCGUUCGACUCUGGAGUUGA
This is a messenger RNA of Terrapene triunguis (Three-toed box turtle), 1992 nucleotides long. It is a transcript of the gene SPAG16, whose product is annotated as sperm associated antigen 16. Lineage: Eukaryota; Metazoa; Chordata; Testudines; Emydidae. Gene Ontology annotation, molecular function: protein binding. The record is from RefSeq and is a predicted model, not a curated record. The transcript is spliced from 17 exons. Gene Ontology annotation, biological process: axoneme assembly. Gene Ontology annotation, cellular component: axonemal central apparatus.